Molecule: messenger RNA, 551 nt
Organism: Sebastes umbrosus (honeycomb rockfish)
Lineage: Eukaryota; Metazoa; Chordata; Actinopteri; Perciformes; Sebastidae
Exons: 3
Coding region: 13-450 (145 amino acids)
Biological process (GO): peptidyl-histidine dephosphorylation
Cellular component (GO): cytosol
Molecular function (GO): protein histidine phosphatase activity
Source: RefSeq, a predicted model, not a curated record
UAUGUGAGAACCAUGUUGUUGUCUGUCGUCGGUAGACCUCUGAACAGACUGAGGCUCUCCGGUGCUUUGACUAAAGCUACAGCAGCGAUGGCAGCAGACGCUCUGACUAAAGUCCCUGUUGUAGAGAUCGAUCCAGAGGGAACCUUUAAGUACAUCCUGGUCAGGGUGAAAGUGAAAGAUGGUGAUGUGCAUAAAGACAUAGUGCGGGGCACAAAAAGUGCAGAAUAUCACAAUCAUAUAUUUGAGAAGGUCAAUCCAGCUAUGGAGGCCUUGGGGAUGGAGUGUAAAUGCCUCGGAGGAGGGAAGAUCGAGCACAACAGCCAAGAGAAGAAACUGAGGGUGUUUGGAGAAUCAACUGCGUUUGGUAAAGCAGACCAUUCUGUGUCUGUAGAGAAGUUGAAGAGCGCCUUCAGCGACUAUGAGAUCACCUGGUCUGACGACAAAAAAUAAGAACCUGCAUCUCUUUUUAAAUGUCUGCAUUUAUUUAUCAGUUCCAAUACGACCCUUCUGUACAACCAUCAUUUAAUUCAAAUACACCUUUCUGCAUUUAA